Molecule: messenger RNA, 7501 nt
Organism: Diorhabda sublineata
Lineage: Eukaryota; Metazoa; Arthropoda; Insecta; Coleoptera; Chrysomelidae
Gene: AP-1gamma
Product: AP-1 complex subunit gamma-1
Exons: 15
Coding region: 651-3245 (864 amino acids)
Biological process (GO): Golgi to vacuole transport; intracellular protein transport; receptor-mediated endocytosis
Cellular component (GO): membrane coat; AP-1 adaptor complex; Golgi apparatus
Molecular function (GO): clathrin-cargo adaptor activity
Source: RefSeq, a predicted model, not a curated record
UUAUUUUUAUCAAUGAUUGAUGCGUAACAGAUCUAGUAGUACUUUUUCAAUGUCACAGAAUUAUCUCGUUUGCAUAUAUUUUAUCUUGUCACAUAUUUGCUGAUAUCUUAUAAAUGAGAUUUUGGAAUGGAUUUUGAACAUAAAUCUUUAACUUCUAACACGAGGAUUAGCCAUUAAAUUCCCUCCAGCAACGCGCUACGUCAUCAAUGUCCACAUCACGAAACUUGUGACGUCACAAUACCGGCCAUAUUGCCAAUACCGAAUGUCAAAUCAAUGGGAUGGUCUAAAAAACAAACUUAUUAUUUAUAUUAAUUUUAAGAAAGUAUUUUAGUUUUUAUAUGGUGAUUGAACUGUUGUUGGGUAGUUUAAAGGGGUAAAUUGUAUUGUUUUUAGUUGUUAGUAGAAUUUUUUAACGUCAGCUGUCAAUUCUUAAGGUGUUGAAAAACAGGUGAAUUUGUUCAGGCCAGAAAUUUAUCAGCGAAUUUAAUACCAUACUAAUUAUCGUUGUGAAUAAUUGUGUUUUUAAAUAUUCUUAACGUUGAUUGAAUUUUUAAUUCAGUUUGAAAUGGACAUUCAAUUAAAAUAAAGUGUGUUAUUAACAGAUUUUAACCUGAUUUUCUCGUAUUGUGAAAAGAGUAAAAACAUCAAACAUGAAUGCCUCUGACCAUGGAUUUAAUCCCGCAUUUAAUAUGGCCACUAUUAAACAGGUUGUUAAUGAGGCUAUUGAAAGAGUUCGAAUGCCGACUCCAAUGCGACUUAGAGAUUUAAUUCGACAAAUUAGAGCUGCAAGAACUGCAGCAGAAGAACGUAGUGUAGUUAACAAAGAAUGUGCCUACAUUAGAUCAACAUUUAGAGAGGAAGAUUCAGUAUGGAGAUGUCGAAAUAUUGCCAAGCUGUUGUACAUUCACAUGUUGGGAUAUCCAGCUCACUUUGGCCAAUUAGAAUGUUUAAAAUUGAUAGCUAGUUCUAGAUUUACUGACAAGAGGAUAGGUUAUUUGGGUGCUAUGCUUUUACUAGACGAACGUCAAGAUGUACAUUUGUUGAUAACCAAUUGCCUUAAAAAUGACUUGAAUUCAGCUACACAAUUUGUUGUUGGACUAGCACUAUGCACUUUGGGAGCCAUCGCUUCUCCAGAAAUGGCUAGAGAUUUAGCGGGAGAGAUAGAGAGAUUAAUGAAAUCGCCCAACGCCUACAUUCGUAAAAAGGCAGCUUUAUGUGCAUUCCGCAUUAUAAAAAGAGUGCCUGAAUUGAUGGAAAUUUUUCUACCGGCUACAAGGAGUUUACUAUCUGAAAAAAAUCACGGUGUUUUAAUAACUGGUGUUACAUUAAUAACAGAAAUGUGUGAAAAUAGUCCCGAUACUUUGAAUCAUUUCAAAAAGAUAGUGCCAAAUUUAGUGAGGAUAUUGAAAAAUCUGAUUUUGGCAGGAUAUUCACCAGAACAUGAUGUAUCUGGUGUAAGCGAUCCAUUUCUUCAGGUGAAAAUAUUAAAGCUUCUUCGAGUAUUGGGAAUCAAUGAUGCCGAUGCCUCCGAAGCUAUGAAUGAUAUUCUAGCACAAGUCGCAACGAAUACGGAAACCAGUAAAAAUGUUGGAAAUACUAUUUUGUAUGAAACUGUUCUAUCCAUUAUGGACAUAAAAUCUGAAAGUGGUCUAAGAGUUUUAGCUGUAAACAUUCUCGGUAGAUUCCUGCUGAAUAAUGAUAAGAAUAUUCGGUAUGUUGCUUUGAAUACCCUUUUAAGAACUGUGCAUGUAGAUACCUCGGCAGUCCAAAGGCAUCGAACAACCAUAUUAGAAUGUCUAAAAGAUCCCGAUGUUUCAAUAAGAAAAAGAGCAAUGGAAUUAUCUUUUGCUUUGGUCAAUUCUCAAAAUAUCAGAACAAUGAUGAAAGAACUUUUGACUUUUCUAGAAAAGACCGAUCCCGAAUUUAAAGCUCAGUGUUCAAGUUCUAUAGUUAUGGCAGCAGAAAAGUACGCGCCUAAUAAGAGAUGGCAUUUGGAUACUCUGCUGAAAGUUUUGAUAGCAGCUGGUAACUAUGUUCGUGACGAUGUAAUAACAUCAACUAUCCAGUUGAUUUCUGAAAGUACUAGUCAACAGGCCUACGUCAGUUUGCAAUUGUACAAAGCUUUGUCGGAGGAUCUCUUUAAUAAGCAACCUCUAACUCAAGUUGCGGUUUGGGCAAUAGGGGAAUUUGGAGAUUUGUUAUUACAAGCAUCUCCCGAUGAAGAUAACAUUGUUGUUCCUCCAACAGAGGAAGAAGUUAUAGACGUUUAUCAGAAAUUGUUGUGGUCACCUCAGAAUACAGUUAUGACGAAACAAUAUACUCUUAUGAGUUUGACGAAACUCAGUACCAGGUUCAAUAAUACUAACAACAAAAUUCAACAAAUAAUAAGCUCCUUCUGUUCGAGUCUACACGUUGAAUUGCAACAAAGAGGUGUUGAAUAUUCGCAACUUUUCGGUAAAUAUUCCCAUUUAAGGUCGGCUUUGUUGGAAAGAAUGCCUCCCAUGGAGCUUACCAGGUCUCAGUCAGCAAAUCAAACCAAUGGAGAUGCUAGCGAUUCGGAACCAAGAUCAAACGAAGAUAGUCCUCAGCAUACAGUGAAUAGUGAAUCUAAUACAUUAUUGGAUCUGUUGGGAGGAAUAGAUAGUUCGACAGAUUUGGACGUAAUCAAAAUGAAUUCGCAACCAGUAGCGCCACCUAUUUCGAACGCAAACAAUCAAGAUCUGUUGGAUUUGUUGGGGCUUGGUCCAAUUUCGAGUUCGCCGACGACAGAUGCGGGCGGAAAUAAUAUUGGAUUAAUUAUGGAGAAUAAUAAUAGCAACAUUUUAAUUAAUAAUCAGAAUUCUAAUUUCCUAUCGGGAGAUCUAUUUGGUGAUAGUAAUACCAGUAAAGAAAGGAACGUGCCUACAUUAACUGCCUAUGAUAAAGAUGGAUUAAAAAUAGUAUUUUCAUUAGAUAAAACAGCCGAUAGUACGUUAUCUGUAACUGUCAAUACAACAAACUAUACCUUAUCAACUAUGACUGAUUAUAUAUUCCAAGUAGCUGUUCCUAGGACAUUCCAGUUACAAAUGCUGUCACCGUCAGGAACGGUUUUAGAGCCUAAUGGUCAUGUUACUCAAGAUUUAAGAGUAACAAAUCCUAGUAGGAAUACUCUGAGAAUGAAAGUGCGACUGUCUUAUCUAAUUGACGGCAAUCCUGUUCAGGAUCAGAUAGAAGUUAACAAUUUCCCAGCGGACAUUUGGGAUUGACGGAGAAAAUACGGAUAAAGGCAAUCGUCCCACGUCUUGUUGAAUAUUUAUAUUUAUAUUAAAUUUUUAAGUCUAUUUUUAUUAUAGACUUGUAUGCAGGGUAAAUCAAUAACAUAUCAGAGUUUAUUUUUAAUAUAGUCUACAAUCAUGUCACCCCAUAAUCUUAGCAAAGGAACUCCGUAUAGAUCAGACGACAUCUUCCCAGCCACUUUAGACGCGCCCCCUUUUCUCAGCUCGGUAUUCCUUCGGAUCCUCCACGAACCGUUCCCAUCAGUUCAAAAUCAGCUAACUUGUCGUCCUCAUAGUCCGUGUCUCGUAUCCGUAUGUGACUACGGGCCUUGUGGGCUUUGUGAGAGCCCUCUAAAGUUGAGCGCUUCCUGGACUACCUAGAAGCAUCUGUUUCCCGCAGCAACACUUACCUUGAUCUUUGUUACACACAACCAAAACAGAACUUCUACUGUCAAAAAUAAUAUGUUAUUUAUACCAAGUUAAAACCAGUAGACAAAACGUUGCCGAAUCACCCGCAGUGUUGCCAAUAUUAUUUUUAUCUUGAUUUUGUUUAAAACAAGGUUGGAGUACCAAAGUAUUUAUGUGGUGGAUUGGGACACCAUGUUCUCUUCCAUUCCAUUUUCACACCUUUUCAGUUUUUGGUUAGUUAAUUUCAUUUCCUUCAUAGUUUUGUGGUUUCUUUUCUACCCUAUAGUCGUUUCUAGGUCUUCACCUCCAUUAGUUUCCUGGUCAUUCUCUGUGUUGCUUUCAAAAGAUACCCUCAGGUCUAUGUUUAAUGGAUCUACUUCUACAUCUCAAUUUUUUUUGGUCUAGAAAAACAAGAAUAGAAAAAAUUCUGAUAUUAUUAGUUUAUCCUGUAUAAAUCUGAAAUUAAGAAGAUUUUCUAUGAUUCUAGAUUUAAUUAUAUUUAGUGAGACAAACACUUUGUAAAUAGUUUUAACAGUUGAGUACUUAACGUUCGAUUUAAAUCAAUUCCGAUUUUUUAAUUAAUCUAAAUCUCAUUUGAUUUUAAAUUCUGAUCAAUCUGAGUUAGUGCCUCUAUUUUGUAGAUUGUGAUGAGUAUAGUAUUUUUAGCAUUAAAACUUAUAGAGGGCGUUAAGGCGGAAGGAAAUAAGGACCAAGUCCUCUCGUGAAAAAGAAUCGCAUUCUAUAUAAAUCCAAGUUUAUUAACUUUUAUGAUAAUUUUGCUCGUUAUUUGUACAGAAUUUGUAUGAUUUUGACCAUCUUCAAUAUAAGAAAAAUGCAUAAUUUUCAAUAAUUAGACUUGUAAUAUUAACACAAGUGGACUAAGAAAUUCCUAGGCUUGCGCAGAAAAUUUUUUAAAUAGAAUUUAUUAUUCGAUAUAGUAUCCUUCAUCGGUGCAAAUGUCUGUCCAAUAAGCAUCCUCUUGAGAGGUUUAAGAACAGAUGCAGAGGAUACAGUUAACGACGAAGCAAUUUAAAACUUAAUUCGUGCAUUUUUGCUAUCGUUUCCAUUGAUUUGUGAUAUAGUGCAUUAUAUUGAUAAAACACCACUUCUUCUCCAACCGGGGCAGUUUUUCGUGAUUUUUUAUGGUUUUGAGUCGCUUCAUCACUUGCACUCCACACCAUAUUUUAUUUAUUGAUGAUUUAAUAACUCCAAACAUUGCAUCAUCAAUUCGUUGUUGUCCGUGGUCGAUUGUGAGCUCGUGGCACUCCACACCAUAUUUUAUUUAUUGAUGAUUUAAUAACUCCAAACAUUGCAUCAUCAAUUCGUUGUUGUCCGUGGUCGAUUGUGAGCUCGUGGCACUCCACACCAUAUUUUAUUUAUUGAUGAUUUAAUAACUCCAAACAUUGCAUCAUCAAUUCGUUGUUGUCCGUGGUCGAUUGUGAGCUCGUGGCACUCCACAUCAUAUUUUAUUUAUUGAUGAUUUAAUAACUCCAAACAUUGCAUCAUCAAUUCGUUGUUGUCCGUGGUCGAUUGUGAGCUCGUGGCACUCCACACCAUAUUUUAUUUAUUGAUGAUUUAAUAACUCCAAACAUUGCAUCAUCAAUUCGUUGUUGUCCGUGGUCGAUUGUGAGCUCGUGUGACACUCACUUUGAAUAUAUCCAAAUAUUCAACCAAUACAUUCCUAUGAUACAUACAGCUAUUUGGUUCAUUUUUAGGUUAACCAAAGUUAUUUUUUGGACUGAUUUUUUUCAUUGGUGACAGCUUCUUUGAGCUGCUCAUUUCUACUCGUUUCAACUUAGUCAGUUUCUCAACGGUUGACUCCGGGACAUAAGGUUGUGAAUCUACCUAUCUAUCUAAAACUUUGACUUAUUGAUCCAUUGUGCACCUAUUCACCAGUCAGGCAACAACGAUUUUUAAAAGUGAGCUACUUGUCUGGCGAUUAUACGGUUCUACUUCUACUACGUAAAUAGCAUAGUAUUUGUCUAUGGGCAUCCUAACAAGCAAAAGGAAGUGUUGGGUGGUUUCCUUUAGCUUCUUGUAGAGCAAUCGGGAGUUUCACCGAUGUUCUUCAUAUGGUAGUUCACCAAACAGUGUCCAGUAAGAAUACCAAUAAUAUUCCUUAAUUCAAUUUAUUCGGACUAAUUGGUGAAAUAAAAAAAAUAUUUCGUCUUUGAUUGGAUUAGAUGAGCUAGAUCGUGAAUCUAACUCGCUAACACUUUGAUCUACUGUGUAUCCUGGACCAGUCAAGCAGCAAUUACUUUGUAAAGUGUUUGUCUGGACUUUAAAAAGCUUCAUUGUAAGUACACUGGGUCUUCAAUUAUGGAUUGCCUCGUACUCACAAAGGGGGUGUUCGGUGGUUUCGUUUGAUUCCUUACUAAAACGACAAAAGUUGUCUAUGGACAUCUAUACCGGCAAGAAAUGUUUGAUGGUUUCCUCUGGCUCCUUGUAGAAACGACAAAAACUGUUAAAAGUUUUUCCGAUGUUCUUCAUAUGGUAAUGUCCAGUAAGCAUACCAGUACUCUCCUUAGUUCAUCUUUGUUCAAUGAAAGUGCCUUUUGAAACCAAUUGGUGCAAUAGGAAACAAAAUUUUUCGAUUGUUUCAGAUCUAGGGUAAUGUUUCUGAUUUCUUCUCGUUUUUCCAUUUCUUUAUAACCAUGAUUUGAUGGCUUUUUGGGAAACCUAUGAAAAUUACCGUAAUCCGAUCUGGCCAGGUAGCCACAUAAGAGUAACUUUAUUGUUGGUUCCUGUUGAGUUAAAAAAAUCGAUGCAGUCUCAUACUAGCUUUGAUUAAAUUUUAUUAUCGAGCUAAACUUAGGUUUUAACAGUAUUAACAUAACAAAAACUAAUUUUACAAACCACUAAAAGUUGUUUCACUUCAAAAUGCUGUAACUCACAAACUAAUAGUCAGCCUAAGAAUUUGUUAACCCACCUUUUAAUUUAUUCGUUAUUUUAAGCAAAUUAGAUCCAAAUUUGUAAAGCUUAAUUUUAUUUCUUUCAAGUUAAUCGAUUAGUCAGAAACUGAUAUAAUUAUCGUAUUUUGAUUUACUGAAGAUUUCACUUUUUCCUUUUUACUCACGACCAUUUAUACGGGGUCUUUAAAUUAUUAUUGGUAGCUUUUGCUAUACAAACAUUAUUUAUUAAUUUGGUGGAUGAGAUUUAUGUUAUAAUACAGUUACAUUUUCACUUUUCUAAAUAUUAUUCCUUUAUAGCAUGGGUGGGCAAAUACUUUUAAGCACGGGCCAUAAUGAAAUUUUUAAAAUGUCUCCCGGGCCGGAGGAUUAUAUCGCGUACCCGCGAAUGUUUUAGAUGAAGUUUUUGUUCCUUUCAAAUAUAUGUUUAUGACAAAAACACUAUAAGUAUCAUUUUAAAGUAUUUGGACAGAAAAAUUUGACUAAUAAGAAUUAUCCACUUUUUCAAUUUAUUAUUAAUUAUAAUACAUCGAAAAAGUGGACAAUUUAUUAUUACUAUUAUAUCUAUUAAUAUUAUUAAAUAAUAAUUUAUUAUAUUUGCAAAAUAAAGAAUAUUAGUUUUAAAAUUAGUAUGCGAUAAGUGCUAAAACAAAAUAAACUCCUGCUACGACUUGUCGUCCCUCGAAGAUUAAGAGAAGGAAGUGCACGUUCAAUUCUAUGUAUUAAGCCUACCACCUUUGCGAAAUUAUUUUUGAUUCUAUUAAAAUCGCUUAUAAGAUAAGGCCGGAUUCCGCCCGAGGGCCUGUUUUUUUGUCAACCCCUGCUUUAUACCCUGGUAUAUAUUGUUCGGUCUUUAUUUAAGGCUUGAUUUAUUAUACCGUGUUAUUUGCGUCCAUAAUAUUAAUUAGGCCAAUAAAUUGUAAAUAUUAU